Triticum turgidum subsp. durum (durum wheat) is the source of this 1041-nucleotide messenger RNA. Lineage: Eukaryota; Viridiplantae; Streptophyta; Magnoliopsida; Poales; Poaceae. The record is from the annotation of a GenBank genome assembly.
AUGCCAAGCGACCUUCAUGUUACAGUUCCGUAUCUUCUUAGUUUUGUUAUGGCUGACCCUCUGAAGAUGGCUAUGGUUAGCAUUGAGAACAACCUUUCUCCUCCAGAAACUCUUCAAAAGCUGUCAGAAAGUCUCACUUCUUUGCUGCCUUUGCUUUCACAAUUGGCAGAUAUCAUACCAAGGGAUGCUCUUUUGUGGAAGCUCAAGCUUCUUAAGUCAGGAGCAGCCUAUGCCAACUCUCGUCUUCAUGCUGUACAAGCUGAAGUUCUGUUUCUUGCCAGUGGCAAAGACAAUCUUCUGCCGAGUGGAGAAGAGGCAGAUCGACUCUUCAAGGCACUGAAAAACUGCAGAGUUCGAUACUUCAAGGAAAAUGGCCAUACACUACUCUUGGAGGAUGGUGUUAAUCUGUUAUCUGUUAUAAAAGGUGCAAACAUGUACCGCCGUGGCAGGCAACGGGACUUUGUGACCGACUACCUUCCCCCUACACUAAGUGAGUUCAAGAAAACAUUUGAUGAAGACCACAAAUUGUUUCACCUUGCACUGAGCCCAGUCAUGAUGUCUACUCUGACAAAUGGAAAAAUUGUCCGUGGCCUUGCUGGUGUUCCUGACCAAGGUCCUGUCUUGUUUGUGGGUUAUCAUGCACUGAUGGGGAUCGAGUUAAGCCCAUUGUAUGAAGAGUUUUUGAGGGAGAAGAACACGAUUGUUCGUGGCAUGGCUCAUCCAAUGUUGUUUGGAUCAAAAUAUGAGACCUCGCGCCAGGAGUCGUCUCGGCUUGAUACAGUCUCUAUGUAUGGCGGAUUACCAGUCACUCCAAUCAAUAUGUACAGGCUGUUUGAGAGAAAUCAAUAUGUUCUCCUCUAUCCUGGUGGUGCUCGGGAAGCUCUACAUAGGAAGGGUGAAGAAUACAAGUUGUUUUGGCCAGAUCAGCCUGAAUUUGUAAGGAUGGCGGCAAGGUUUGGUGUUACAGUCAUUCCAUUUGGGUUUGUCGGAGAAGAUGACAUUUUAGAGGUAGCUUUCCUAAUCCUUCUUUUGUUUCUAUAG